Messenger RNA from Rhopalosiphum maidis (corn leaf aphid), 763 nucleotides. RefSeq names its product 28S ribosomal protein S18b, mitochondrial (gene mRpS18B). The transcript is spliced from 5 exons. The record is from RefSeq and is a predicted model, not a curated record. NCBI's taxonomy places the organism in Eukaryota, Metazoa, Arthropoda, Insecta, Hemiptera, Aphididae. Bases 102 to 686 code for a protein of 194 amino acids. Gene Ontology annotation, cellular component: ribosome; mitochondrion. Gene Ontology annotation, molecular function: structural constituent of ribosome. Gene Ontology annotation, biological process: mitochondrial translation.
GUGAGCCAGAAACACAUUUUACAAUAAUUGUAGAUAUAUGUUUUUAUUAUAAUUUAUUAUAUGAAAUUUGGAUAGGAUUUAAGUACGUACACUACAAAAAAAUGUUUUUGAAUACUAUUCGUGCAUUGUCGUCUACACUUUUCAAAGCGUCAAGUGGUUUAACAACCGCCAAUAAAAUUGUGUCUAACAAUGGAAGAAAUGUGUGCACCAGCCUUGUGAAAUAUAACGAAUUGUCUACUAAAGAUGAAACACAACGAGAUUCACCAAAAGAUAGGUCGACUGUGAUUUCGGCUGAAACUAGCAUUGAGUAUUUGAAAAGUGAUGCAUAUAAAGCUACUUAUAGAAAUGAUCCUGUUUGGAAAGAAUAUCGCAGAAAUCACAAAGGAAGUAUUCCACCAAAUAAAACUAGAAAAACAUGUAUUAGGUCUGAUAUGAUUGCAACUGGUAAUCCAUGUCCAAUAUGCCGUGAUGAAUACCUCAUACUUGACUAUAGGAAUGUGGAUUUGCUCAAACAAUUCAUAUCUCCUUAUUCUGGAAAACUAUUGUCCUAUAAAUUAACUGGAAUUUGCCAAAAACAGCAUGAAAAUUUGAUAGUUGCCGUAAAAAAAGCCAAAGACUGGGGAUUCAUUAAAUUUGAUCUUCCAAUUAAACAUUACAAUUAUGAUGAAUUUAAAAAUUCAAAUUAGUAUAAUGUUUCAAACAUAAAUAAUGUAAUUGAACUUGUAUAGAAAUACACGUUUGAUUUUGUAGCUGCACAUUUUUA